AUGGAUGCUCUGUGUUUCAAGGCAGGGAUCCACGACGUGCUGGCAGCCGCCGCCGCCGCCGGAAACGGAGAGGUCCGAUUGAGCGACAGGCCGUCGGUUACGGCGGCGCCGUCGCAGAGGAGUUCGCCGUGGGGGUUCACUUUCCGUCACCCGCUCAGAUCCCUGUGGCCGGGGGGCAAAAAUUGUUACGAGCCGGCAAUCGCAGUGGACGACGCCGUUUUGGUGGAGGAGAAGGAGGUUGUGAGAGAGGGCGAUGAUGAGUUAGGGCGGGGCGGGAGCUGGGUGUCGAAGAUUCUUCACGUGAGGUCUCUCUGGAAGGAGGAAGGGAGGGUUGGUAACUGCGUGGAGGAAAUGGGGGCAAAAUUGGAAGAGGGGAUUGAAAAUGGCGGUGGAGAGGACGAUGAAGGAUGUGAUCUGUGCACGGUUGAUUAUGAGGAUGAUGGUGAUGAUGACGAAAGGGUUGAAUUCGAUCGAGAAUCGUUCUCGAAGCUUCUGCAAAAGGUGCCGUUGGGUGAAGCCAGAUUAUAUGCCCAAAUGUCUUAUUUGGGAAGCUUAGCUUAUUCCAUCCCCCAAAUCAAGCCGAGGAACCUGCUAAGGUAUCAUAGAUUAAAUUUCGUGACUUCAUCCUUGGAAAAAAGAGAACAAGCAUCGAAAUCCGAGAAGGAGAAGGCACCAGCCGAAGAGGGACAAAGAGAAAUCAAGCCAGAAGCACAAGCAGAAGCCGAAGAUCAAGAUGCCAAAAGUAGCCAAACGGAGCCUAAUGGAUACCGGAUAAGUACAUCAGCUGCCUAUCAAAUUGCUGCUUCGGCUGCUUCCUAUUUACAUUCUCACACAAAAAGUAUCCUUUGCUUAAAAUCCUCCGACUCGACCCCAGAUGAAAAUCUACCUGAAAAAGUCAACGCAGAUAUAUUAGGCUGUGUUGACAUGAUGAAUCAAGAUGUGGCCUCAUUGAUGGCCACUACAGACUCGGUGACUGCAGUUGUUGCCGCUAAAGAGGAAGUGAAGCAGGCCGUUGCGGAUGAUUUGAACUCGACUCUUUCUUCGCCUUGUGAGUGGUUCAUCUGUGAUGAUGAUCAGAGUGCCACGAGAUUCUUUGUCAUACAGGGAUCCGAGUCGCUAGCUUCAUGGCAGGCCAAUCUUUUGUUCGAGCCCAUUCAGUUUGAGGGGCUGGAUAUUCUAGUGCACAGAGGUAUAUACGAGGCGGCAAAAGGGAUAUACAAGCAGAUGCUGCCUGAAAUCCACGCACACCUUAAGUCCCACGGCCCUCGAGCCGCAUUGCGUUUUACGGGGCACUCCCUUGGCGGGUGUUUAUCGUUGCUCGUAAAUCUCAUGCUUCUCAUAAGAGGCGAAGCUCCACGUUCGUCUUUGCUCCCCGUGAUAACUUUCGGUGCACCCUCGAUUAUGUGCGGUGGGGAUCGCCUGCUGCAGAAGCUGGGGUUGCCUCGCAAUCACGUCCAAUCGAUUACGAUGCACAGGGACAUUGUUCCCCGAGCUUUCUCCUGCCAAUACCCAAACCAUGUGGCCGAGUUUCUCAAAGCCGUUAAUGGGAACUUCCGCAGUCUCCCAUGUCUUAAUAAACAGAAGUUGUUAUAUGCUCCAAUGGGGGAGUUACUAAUCCUCCAACCGGACAAAAAGUUUUCUCCGAGCCAUGAUCUUCUUCCUUCGGGCAGCGGUCUCUAUCUGUUGACCUGUCAGGAAUCGGACAUCACUGAGGCCGAAAAGCAAAUCCGAUCUGCCCAAUCCGUGUUUCUUAACUCGCCACAUCCUCUUGAAAUACUGAGCGACCGAUCGGCUUACGGGUCGGGAGGCAGCAUUCAAAGGGACCACGAUAUGAACUCGUAUCUUAAAUCUGUAAGGAAUAUCAUCCGCGAGGAACUGGGCCGGGUCCGGAAAGUCCAAAGAGAGAGGCGCCGCAAGGCCUGGUGGCCUCUGGUGGGCCCGCGUGGGGCCAGUGCGGGUAUUGUCUUUAGCAGGCCCGUUUUGUCGGGCAGCAGUGUGGGACAAGGCCCGAUAAACUUCUCGGGCAUCAUGCAGAAUGGUCGGAAGUCACUGAGGCAGUUUAGUCGGUUAGUUGCGUCGCAGCACAUGCAUUUGCUUGUGAUGCUUUUGUUCCCAGCUAAGUUUUUGCUAAUAGUGGGGAAGUCUAGUUUGGUGGGGUUUCAUUGA
Messenger RNA from Striga hermonthica, 2166 nucleotides. NCBI's taxonomy places the organism in Eukaryota, Viridiplantae, Streptophyta, Magnoliopsida, Lamiales, Orobanchaceae. The record is from the annotation of a GenBank genome assembly.